GUGGUGAGGUUUGGAAACGUAAUCCGGUUGUGCACUUGUCACCAUGGUUGAGACCCGUAGUGGGACGAGCACUAGCCCCUACACCCAGGAGCAACAGGAAAAGAUGGCCGCCUUAGUGAGAGAGAACAAAGAGAGGAAGGAUCUUCUGAAGCAGGCGAAGCUGAAAGCUAUCGCAGAGGAGCAGGUGACAAAGAUGAAGAAACUGGAGGAGGAGAUGAAGAGAGUUCAGCAGGAGGAGGAAGAGAGAAGAAAGGCUGCCGAAGAGGAAGCAGCAGCAGAAGAAGAAAAAGAGAGAAAAUGUAUGGAAAGCAGAGAGGAGAGUAGUGGCACGAAGAAGGAUGAAGACGCAGAGAUGGAGAAGAAGAUUAGCGAGUGGAUAGCUAACUUAUCGUUGGGGGAAGAUGAGGAGGCGGAGUUCUACAUGCCCCAGGACGAGAGGGAUGCGUUAGCCUAGGAGGAAGCAGCGAUGGAGGACCCCCUGGAAAGACAAGAAAGAGAGGAGGAGAAAAAGUUGGAGUGGAAAUUGAGAAUGGAGAGGGAAAAGAAGAGAAGGAGGGAUGAAGUUACUAGGUUGACCGCAGAGGUGGCGAAGGUGAAAGAUUGUAGGCAGGAGGUGCAGGCUUAGGCAGACGCCUCGGCCAAAAUGGAUAAGGUGUUGGGGUACUUGGAGGUCUUGAGCGCAGCUUGGAUGGAGGAACGCUAGGCCAAUAGAGCUCAAGAGGUAACCCUGAAGGCCAUGCGGUCCGGUUUUCGGGAUUUUGCACGCGAGAUGGUUACCCACGUUGGAGGGAAAGUCAGGCGGUUGAGAGACAACGUAGGGAAGUUUUGUGAGGGUGCCAUUGAGGGCGCCAAAGUAGUAGCCGCUGCUGAGAGCGAGGCCAGACCCCGCAAGGAACCAGUCAAACUCAAGUUUCUCGAUGCCUAUGGCGGGAAAUAUGAUGAGAACUUCGAUAACUAGGAGGCUAGCGUAAACAGUUACGUUUACUUACAACAAAUCGUACAGGACGAU
Messenger RNA from Chara braunii, 1009 nucleotides. The record is from the annotation of a GenBank genome assembly. NCBI's taxonomy places the organism in Eukaryota, Viridiplantae, Streptophyta, Charophyceae, Charales, Characeae.